This is a messenger RNA of Branchiostoma belcheri (Belcher's lancelet), 3023 nucleotides long. RefSeq lists its product as uncharacterized. The transcript is spliced from 18 exons. The record is from RefSeq and is a predicted model, not a curated record. NCBI's taxonomy places the organism in Eukaryota, Metazoa, Chordata, Leptocardii, Amphioxiformes, Branchiostomatidae. The coding region runs from base 132 to 3023 and encodes 963 amino acids.
GGACAUCUACUUGGUCUCUCCAAGCGAUCGUCCAGCCCAGUACCGCCGGUCAACACAUCCCCGACCGACUUCUCCGGCACCCGCCUGAGAGACAACAGACCACAGAAGAAGCCGCCCAAGUUUGAGACAACAUGUGGAAGGGACUAGCUCUCUGUUUCUGUGCAGUCAUGGCCUGCAUCGCUGGAGGUUUGGCAGCACCAACCAAAGCAGACAGCUCCCACCAUCGCGGGAAGCGAGCCGUGAAGGCCGCUGUCGCCAAAUUCGCUAAAGACGCCGCCCUGGACAUCGGCCAAAAGGUGGUGGACAAGCUCGGGGACAGGAUCGCGGAGGCGGUCGUGGAGAACCACCGGGAGAAGGUGGUGUCGGGGCUGGAGAGCUACUUCUCCGGGCAGUUUGACAAGGCAGACGAGGCGUUUGAUGAAGUGCUAGCCCGCGGCGGAGACCUGCUCUCCGGUGUGGGUGGAAAUGUGAAACAGGCCAAGCUGAGCAUGAUUAACGGUAGGGGCUCCAACACAGGGGACUCCUUCUCCCCACCAGACCAGGAGAUCCGCAUGGAUUUCAAGCAUGUUGAUGACAGCGAUGAUGAAGGCAGCGAUGACGCUAUUACCCCGAUGUUCUACCCCAUGGGUCUGGGGUCUGUAUUGAUGAACAGCUGCUUCGAGAGCAAAAAUUCAUCGGAAGAUCCGUGCAGCGAAGCUGCGGUGCCCAUAGCGCCAUGCGCCAAUGUCAUUGACGGAGCGACUUUCCUGGGUGUUGGGUUUGACGGACGUGGUGAAUACUCCACCGACUCCAGGAAGAAGAGCCUCAUCCAGCGAGCCUGUAAUAGUCUACAGGGAUACAAGGAGUACCACGUGCCUGAUCAGAUGACCGUGCAAGGCAUAUACGACACCGACGUGGAGACCUACUCCUUCAGCUCCAUGGAGGAGUACCGAGCUUACCUGGAGGACAAGUCUGCCGUGACGUCUGCUACCGCCAUGUUCCAACAGGAGAUGAACAAGGUUCAGGGACAUCUAGCCAUAAGCCCAAUCUUCGGACUUGUGGGUUCAGUCGGAGCAGGGUUCAGCGUCCAAUGGGGGAGCGACAGGGAGACUUCAGCUUUCGCAGCCCACUCAACUGCUGCUCAACAACUUGCUGAGCGUUCCACCCAAACGUUCGUAGCCAUGCUGGAGCUUAACGUGUUCAGGUAUGAAAUCUUCCUUGACUUCGUCAUACCUGAAGACUUGAACCUGGGCCUCCUGAGGGAUUUCGUGGCUCUGCCUUCGACCUACUUCGCCAUAGGAGCAGAGAGGGAGUUCCAGGACUUCAUCCUACGCUGGGGAACACAUUAUACCACUUCUGCCAAGUUCGGUGGACAGUUAAAAGUCAUUAAGGUUUUUGAAGCCUCCGAUGAAGACCAACAAACCGCUUUCGCCCAGGCUUCCCAGGCUGACUUCAAACAGCUCUUCAGUACCUACUCGUCGUGGCAGACACAAAUCAAGUCCAGCAGCUUUUGGCACGAUCAGGAGCUCAAGUCUGAUAGUGAGCGUUCUUCGGGCAGCGCAGUUGAGCACUCGACCGAACAGGAGUCUGCACAAGAACACGCGGCCAGGAAUUCUGUGGACUACAGCAACGAGAUGAUGAUCGUGCAGGGAGGAAACCAGAGGAUUGCAACCGCCAUCACCGAGUUCUACACCACGUCUUUCGGAUCCGAGCUCAGAGCGUGGCUGGACUCCAUAGAGGACUACCCGAAAGCUUUUGAGUUCACUCUGGAGCUGAUCACGGAUCUCUUCGACAUGAAUUUUGACACGCUCUUCCCCCAUGGUAUUCGGGACUACGGCUGCUUCGGAAGUAAGGACCUUAGUGUGGACGACAAGGGUCGGAAGUACUACGUAGAAGACUCUGAGGACCCCAACACUUCACAGCAUCACGCAAACAUCCGUUACUGCAACUUUGACACGCAGGAAAAGUUCACGGAGAGCGUGACCAACCGCCGUUUGGCUCUGGAGCGUGCAAUCGCCGUGUAUCUGGUUGAGGGUCGACUUAUCAGUGCUGACUUCUCCCUCCCUGCCGGGGAGCCCGGGUGUGAAACCUCGGAACUGGCACUCCUUCAUGACUCCAACGUCGGAGCCCCGAGCUGGCAGGACAUGAUCAGCGGAGGAGAGUUCAACGUCCUCUUCGACCUCCCUGUGGACAUCCCCAACUUCCUGGUGGCCAGGUCCUCAGUCCGUCUGAAGUACGCGAAGCACAGGUGGUUGACCAUGAGAGACGGCUUCCACCCGCACACGUACGACGGACACAGAAAUGGCAACAGUGGGGACGUCACAAGGAACAAGGUUAGUGUAGGAGGUCUGGUCAUGACGUACGACGAGGAUACAGGAUUGUUCACCGUGACUCCAGAAGACUUCGAGGCGUCCGCACAGGCUAUUCAGGACCUGCCUGACUGGAUGAACGGCCUGCCUGUGGCCAGGGCAGAGCACAAAUCGCUACUGCGGCACCUCAGUGAUUCUGAUGCUUUGUCGACUGGAGAUAUACCGUGUAACCUGAGGUGGUCCAACGCCCACCGUAUCGACCCGACCGACGGAGGAAAGUGCAUCCACUUCACGGCGGCAUCAGAGGGAGACAUCUUCGUGGUGUUCGCCGGAAUUCCUCGCGAUCAUGAGACCUGGCUGACCGUAGAGAUCUCUCCAGACGGCGUCGCUAUGUAUAAAUCCCUGCGUCUGGUGACCAGCCAGCUCGAACGUGCGGCGAAGGGCCUGGGAACAGCCACUCUGUACCAGUCUUACUUCGUCUGCAUCACUGAGGACAUCACGGCAGGAACUACAACUGUGCAGUACGGCAAGAUACAAGACAAUGAGGAGCGGAUUCGCAUCUGGAUGGAUCACCAGUUCGACGAGGUCCUCUCUCUGUAUUACUACGCGUUCGGGAGCGGCGCCCAUGAGGUGAAGAUCAUGCGCGUGUCUCAGUCCGACGUGCCCGGAGAUGACUUCAUCAUCUGCGGCACUGGAAUGGAGAAAUCCGAGGGGAGAUGUGUGCCUAGGGCAUAA